GCUUCAGUUGCCAGUAGAAUCUGCCUCUGAUGGCUAAACUGUUCGAAGAGAUAUUUCAACCUGGAGGCUCUGGCGACAUCCUUUUAGUUAUCAGAGAUCCCAUUGCUGGAGAAGAUGUCCUGCGGCUUUGCUGUCAUUCCCUGAUUCUCACGCAGCACGGGUAUUUCUACAAAAUGCUCAGCUCAGAGACUCCUUUGAGAGAAGGCAUUACCCGUGAGGCCGUCAUCUCAGAGCCGCGAACAGAGUUCGUGGAGCUGCUCCGCUUCAUCUACACGAACCAGGUUGACGUCAACGAGCACACCGUGCUAGGUUUGCUUACACUUGCAGAUAAGUACUGCAUCGAUGAGGUUGUCACCCUGUGCCUCAAGUAUGUGAAGGACAAUUUCGAUGCAGAUAUGUUUUUCACCUUCUACAACAUCACUACCUUCAACUCCACCUACCAUGACAAGCUCAAGGAUCAGCUCAUGAGCGCCAUGCUCCUGCGAAGAAAUCUCUGUGCCAUUACAGAUGACCCCAGGUGGGAGGACUUGCCUGUCGGCCUGGUGGAAAGUAUCUUGCGACAGGAUGACUUGCCGAUCGCCUGCGAGGCCGAGGUCUUGACCCUGAUUGCCAAGUGGAUUGCGGGCCGCAAGAAGCGGGAAGAGGAUGUGACGCGGUUGUUGCGCUGCUUUCGCAGAGGGGACAGCGUUCGGGUGCGCGUAUCAGAUAUAGCAGCUCUGAUGCAGGCACUUGGUGCCAUUUUGGCUACCAUUUUGCGAGCCGCAGCCACUUGGGUUCGUUCGUAUGGGCCAAUCGGGCCAAGCAGCUCAGGAUGGGAUAUUUUUUCAGACAAGGUGCCGCGCAAAGGCGCAGCGGUCUGGGACCCGAACUUCAUAAUUCAUCGCGAGGGAGCCGGAGCCAUGCAAGCUUCUGCUGAGUCUGGCGAGCGCAGGGAAGGGAACAACGUGGAGAUUAUCCACCAGAUGGGCCCCAAAGACUUCCUGCAGCAGGAGCCUGGCUGGGCUUAUCCAGG
Molecule: messenger RNA, 1012 nt
Organism: Effrenium voratum
Lineage: Eukaryota; Dinophyceae; Suessiales; Symbiodiniaceae
Source: the annotation of a GenBank genome assembly